Nakaseomyces glabratus is the source of this 657-nucleotide messenger RNA. RefSeq lists its product as uncharacterized. Gene Ontology annotation, molecular function: RNA polymerase II cis-regulatory region sequence-specific DNA binding; protein dimerization activity; DNA-binding transcription factor activity, RNA polymerase II-specific. The record is from RefSeq and is a predicted model, not a curated record. Lineage: Eukaryota; Fungi; Ascomycota; Saccharomycetes; Saccharomycetales; Saccharomycetaceae. Gene Ontology annotation, biological process: positive regulation of transcription by RNA polymerase II.
AUGUCAGAUAUAGAUGAAGAUACUUCUACUCCAACUGGAGGACAAAGAGAAAGAAGAAAGAUUGAGAUCAAGUUUAUAGAGAACAAGACUAGAAGACAUGUCACUUUCUCAAAGAGAAAGCAUGGUAUCAUGAAGAAAGCCUUUGAGCUUUCUGUGCUUACAGGGACACAAGUACUGUUGCUAGUUGUAUCUGAGACUGGUCUCGUUUACACCUUCAGUACUCCAAAAUUCGAACCCAUUGUCACACAACAGGAAGGUAGAAACUUGAUUCAAGCGUGUUUGAAUGCUCCCGAUGACGAUGAGGAAGAAGAAGAAGAGGAAUUCGACACAUCGAUGCAACAGGGCCAGCAACCUCAAAACCAACACCAAGAACAAAUUGCAGAGCAGAACAAACAACCUCAUACUCAAAAAAAUAACGCUCCUAUGGAUCAACAACACAUGCAGGUACAUCAAGAACAAGUAGCAUACUCUCAUGACGAUAAAGGUCAUGUACCGGAAAUGAAUGGCCAAGGUGGUGCACCAGGAUUUGCUAAUGGACAAGACAUGCACUUACAACAACAGGGCAAGGGUCCAAACCAGUACAACCAUUACUUGAACGAAGAACAGAAUUCUGUCUAUCAACAAUACUUCCAAGAUCAACAGGCUCAUUAUGGGUGA